This is a messenger RNA of Clupea harengus (Atlantic herring), 2604 nucleotides long. RefSeq names its product visual system homeobox 2 (gene vsx2). Lineage: Eukaryota; Metazoa; Chordata; Actinopteri; Clupeiformes; Clupeidae. Gene Ontology annotation, molecular function: DNA-binding transcription factor activity, RNA polymerase II-specific; sequence-specific double-stranded DNA binding. Gene Ontology annotation, biological process: regulation of transcription by RNA polymerase II. Gene Ontology annotation, cellular component: nucleus. The record is from RefSeq and is a predicted model, not a curated record.
AAUUCCGUAAUGCCUGCUCGCCGCUGAUUGGCUGGCGAGUUUAGAGCCUUGUUGGGAUGGACCUGUUGGAUAAAAGGACGAUUUUCUACGGGGAUCGUGGGUAUUGCACUGUGGAUUCUAGUGCACAAGGGACCGACGUGUGUGUAUGUGUGUGUGUGUGUGCUGAAGACAGGGAAUAUCCUCCGAGGCAUCAUGACGGGAAAGGAAGGGGCCGUGUUGACGGAAAGUUUAAACAAAUCGAAAACAGCUUGCCCCGCCGAGAUCGGAGGGAAUAACGGCCUACAGCUGUCCAAAAGCUGCGCCACACAGCCGCCCAGAUGCACGGGAUUCGGCAUCCAGGAGAUUCUGGGUCUAAAUAAAGAACCGUCGUCCAUCCCACGGCGCGCGCUGGAAUCUCUGCCCCCGGGGGCGCACCUGCUGGCCGCCAGGUCCAUGCUGGGCCACGGCGGCGUCGGGGUUGGGAUGGGAUUAAUUGGCCCUGGAGGCAUCCCCUCGUUUUACAGCCAACCCGCUUUUCUGGAGGUCCUGUCAGAUGCGCAAAGCGUCCACCUGCAGCCUCUUAACAGGACCGUAGGGCAGCUGGACUGCAGCCAAUCCGCCAGCUCAGAUUCGGAAGAUGUCUCCUCCAGUGAAAAGAAGUUCUCCAAGUCGUCCAUGAGCCAGAGUAAGAAGAGGAAGAAGCGACGACACCGAACGAUCUUUACGUCCUACCAGCUGGAAGAGUUGGAGAAGGCCUUUAACGAGGCGCACUACCCCGACGUGUAUGCGCGCGAGAUGCUCGCCAUGAAGACGGAGCUUCCAGAGGACAGAAUCCAGGUUUGGUUCCAGAACCGGCGGGCCAAGUGGCGGAAGCGGGAGAAGUGCUGGGGUCGGAGCAGCGUCAUGGCCGAGUACGGCCUCUACGGCGCCAUGGUGCGCCACUCCAUCCCCCUGCCCGAGUCCAUCCUCAAGUCUGCCAAGGAUGGCAUCAUGGACUCCUGUGCCCCCUGGCUGCUGGUUCAAGAGGGCUUUCCAAUCAACAGCCGCUUUUCUAAAUCCGCCUACCCACAAUUCUUUGCAGGGAUGCACAAGAAGUCCAUGGAGACGGUGCCAGGCGGGAAGCCGGACCCCGCGGCGCAGCCCCCGCCCAAUCAGAAGCUAGGGGCGGAGUCGGAGGGGGGGGCGGAGGCGGAGGAGAGGACGGGGGAGAGUGCGUCUCCCAUCUCCAAAGAGGAGCUGAGGGAGAACAGCAUCGCCGCCCUCAGGGCCAAAGCGCAGGAGCACAGCGCCAAGGUGCUGGGAACGGUCCCGUGCGGCGACAGACUCGAGCGCACGCUGGACGCCAAGGCAACGGAGGAGAAGACCAGCAAGCGGUUAGACCCCCGCGAAGACCCCAAGAGCCCGUAGACGCGCCCUGAGCCGUCACCCCUCUGGGACUCUGUUCUUGGUUGCACCCUGACACCCGCACUGGCCUGCUGGUCUUACUCUCCUCUUUUCACAAAACACACCCAGGUGUCUCUCUCUCUCCCUCUCUCUCUCCCUCUCUCUCUCUCUCUCACUUCUCUCCUGUUGACCAGUGUCUGUCUGUAAGGAGUAGGUUCAUCCUGUCCAGGUGUCUCUCUCUCUCUCUCUCUCUCUCUCUCACUUCUCUCCUGUUGACCAGUGUCUGACUCUGAGGAGUAGGUUCAUCCUGUCCAGGUGUCUCUCUCUCUCUCUCUCUCUCUCUCUCUCUCUCUCUCUCUAUCUCUCUCUCUCCUGUUGACCAGUGUCUGUCUCUGAGGAGGAGCAGGUUCAUCCUGUCCUAACAAGGAUACGAGGCUGUCAGUCCGUUUAUACGUCAGGACUCGGGCCUUAGUGCGUUUACAAAUUAUAUUACAUUACAGUGACAGAAUAGCAACGAUGACACACACACACACACACACACACACACACACAAAACAAUGGGAAAUAGCAAUGAUAAUACCCACCUGUUACACACAGCUAAUGUAAAUCAUGAGCUGCUUAAUAAAUAAUGUAUGCCUUCAUGGGAGAAUACAUGCUGUUAUGGAUUUAGGCUAAUCUCUGCAGAAUGCACUUGGUGGCAUAUUGGUAACCUCUGGCUCAAGUUCUGGAUUAAAUCCUCCAGAACACCAUGUCAUAUGGGUGUGUAUCUGAUGACCCAGCUGACGUGGGCCCUGUGGCGGGUCCAAUUUGCCUCCCAAGUGUGUCUUGCAUUAAGGGACAGCGACAUGUGUUCUGUGUUCUGUUUGGUGAAGUAUUUGUCACUUUCAAAGGUCCAGAGGCGUUGUAUUAGGGUGCAACAAUAGUGUACAUAUUGUAAAUAAUGAUAGACAGCUACAGUAAUGUUGUUAAAAUAUUCUUUAAUGUACUGUAGUCUUUAAAAUACUUGUUCUUUGUUUCAUAACCUGUACAAGAUAUUAAAAACACAACCACUGUUGUUUACAGUCUGUUCAAACGGAUGUUUGUGAUUAUUCAUUAUUGAUUUAUAAACUGAGCCGUGUUGUGUCCUUCUUCUGAGGAGGAAGUAGUCAAGAAUCUCUGGACCUGGAUGUGGAACGGGUCAAAAUAAAAGUCCCCUAAUAAACUACUUAAAAUAAAAUGAUCUUCGUUCGCCCAGGGACUUCA